AUGAACGCUUCCGGGGAUGCAGAGGGCAUCCGGAGGUGCGUCAGCUGGCUCUCAGGCCCACUCUCGCUCUUCAUCAUCCUGGCCAACCUCUUCAUCAUCCUCGGGAUCCUCUGCAACCGGAAGCUGCCCAGGGCUGCCAGUUGGUUCUUUCUCAGCCUCCUGUUUGCCGAUCUCCUGGCCGGGGUGGCCCUGCCCUUCAUCCCCAGGAUGCAGUUUGAGAAGAGCCGGGGCUACCACAGCUGCUUCUUCAUUCACGUGACCCCCAACUACUUCUUCCUCACCUUCCUGGCCAACCUGCUGGCGGUGCACUACGAGAAGUACCUGUGCGUCAGCUACCCGCUGCACUACCACCGCUUCUGGGUGCACCGCUGGGUGCCCCUCUGCCUGCUGCUGACCUGGGCACUGCCUUUGCUCUUUGCCUGCCUGCCGGUGCUGGGGUGGAACCAGUGGGGACCCAGCUCCAACUGCUCCUACAAACAGAUCUUCCCCCCUGCCUAUCUCUACCUGGAGAUCUACGGCUUCCUCAUCCCCUCCAUCCUAGCCAUGGCCUUCAUGUCCACCCAGGUGCUGCGGGUGGCCAGGCACCAGCUGCAGGAGAUCAAGAAGGUGCUGCGCUCCGGGCACCAAGGCCAGGGCCCCUCGGAGCUGGAGCAGCAACUGGAGCUGCGGCAUGCCAAGUGCAUCGCCAGCCUCUUCCUGAUCUUCCUGGUGUGCUGGGUGCCCUACGUGGCCGGCCUGCACGUCUCGGUGCUGGCCAUCCAGAACCACAUCUCCAUUGACAGAUACACCCUCCUCAUCCUCACCUGCGUGGGCAGUGGCAGCGCCGCCGUGGUACCCAUCAUCCUGGGGCUCAGCAACCGCCAGUACACCCAGUUCUGGAGGGACGUGGCGGCCAAGGGCUGCGCUGGCUGCAGGGCGCGGUGCUACGAGCGAGGGGAGGCCGGACGCCACCAGAGCAGGGCCCCUUGUCCUCAGGCAGAGGGGCUGGCUCCAGCUCCCAGCUGA
Terrapene triunguis (Three-toed box turtle) is the source of this 1005-nucleotide messenger RNA. RefSeq names its product G protein-coupled bile acid receptor 1 (gene GPBAR1). The record is from RefSeq and is a predicted model, not a curated record. The transcript has a single exon. Gene Ontology annotation, cellular component: membrane. Gene Ontology annotation, biological process: G protein-coupled receptor signaling pathway. The coding region runs from base 1 to 1005 and encodes 334 amino acids. NCBI's taxonomy places the organism in Eukaryota, Metazoa, Chordata, Testudines, Emydidae. Gene Ontology annotation, molecular function: G protein-coupled bile acid receptor activity.